UUUCUCAAAAGUUUGUUUAAUUUCUUCAAUAUUUCAAUGGAAGCAAUGAAGAUGAAUGUUUUCUUGGUGGUUCUGAUGGUCGUGUUGGUGGCCAUGUCCGGUAUUCAUAAUGUAGUUGUUGUGGAUGCGCCUGCACCUGCUCCUGCCGCGGAUGCUUCCAUAUUUGUACCGACCGUCUUUGCUUCUCUUGUAGCUCUUGCAUUUGGGCUUCUCUUCUGAUUGAGCUAGCUUGCAUGGACAUCGACUAAUGGAGUAUAUAUAAAGCUCUUUGUCCGUCCAAUAAAUAUUUGAUUUUAUUUCGUAGAAGUAACUUGUGUAGAGUUUUAUGUUUUUAUUAGCAUUUUAAUUUCAACUCAAUCUUCCUGUUCCAAGAUGUCUAGUUUCUUGGUGUGUUCUCAUAUGAGUCCGUUAGGUCAUUGAGACGAAGAGGUUGAGCUUCAUCUAUUUGUAUAU
Nicotiana tabacum (common tobacco) is the source of this 453-nucleotide messenger RNA. The record is from RefSeq and is a predicted model, not a curated record. Lineage: Eukaryota; Viridiplantae; Streptophyta; Magnoliopsida; Solanales; Solanaceae.